This is a messenger RNA of Scutellospora calospora, 1677 nucleotides long. Lineage: Eukaryota; Fungi; Glomeromycota; Glomeromycetes; Diversisporales; Gigasporaceae. The record is from the annotation of a GenBank genome assembly.
AUGUCUCAAAAUAAAUACUUAAGACUUGAAGAAAAUGAUUUGGUUGAAGAAGAAUUAGAAUUACAAGAAAUAUCAAAUAAAUCUCUAGAUAAUGUAGACGAAAUAAAUUAUGGUUUAAGAAAUCGAACUAGCACUGGAGAUCUUGAUGACAAUGGAUAUCUGUUGGAUGAUUCUAAAACAUCAAUAGAUUCAGAAAGUUUAGAGAAUUCACCAAUACCUAUGGUGGCUGCGGCAGUUAGUGUAAAAGAUGAUCCGUCUUUACCUUGUACUACAUUUCGAUUUUGGAUAUUAAGCACUGUAUUUACAUCACUUGGUGCUGCUGUUUCAGAAUUUUAUUAUUUCCGUUCUAACGGUGGUGGUUACUCUAUAUUUUUUGUGUUAUUGGUUUCUUAUAUUAUUGGAAGAUGGAUGGCCCAUUUUCUUCCAAUGCGCGAAUUCAAAUUUUAUAAAUGGAAAUUUACUUUAAAUCCUGGUCCAUUUAAUGUUAAGGAACAUGUCCUCAUCGCUGUGGCAGCUGGGGCUGGUGGUGGCUCAGCAUAUGGCACAGACAUUAUUGCAAUACAAGAUCUGUUUUAUAAUCAACACCCAGGCUUCAUCAUAGGAAUGCUACUUUUAAUGAGCACUCAGAUGAUUGGGUAUGGUUUGGCCGGAUUUUUAAGAAAAUUUCGUAUGGGAAGUGGUUAUCAUGGUCUUGGCAUCUUAAAUUUUUCUCUAGAUUGGAAUGCUAUAGGGCAACCUGGACCACUGUACACACCUUGGUGGGCACAAGUAAACUGGUAUGCUGGUGUGAUAAUUGGAGCUUGGAUAAUAGCUCCAAUUUUGUAUUACAAUGAUUUUUGGAUGGCAAAAAAAUUUCCAAUUUUGGCAACUUAUUCUUUAAAUCAUGAUGGUGAAAGCGUUACAUUCGCUGUUGGAUAUUUUUAUUCUUUUAUAGCCUUUACUGCCGCAAUUACACAUGUUAUCCUCUUUUACGGUGAUGAAAUCUGGAAUAGAUUUAAAGCAAGUCGAUCAGAAGAAGUUGAAGAUAUUCAUUGUAAAAUGAUGAGAAAUUAUGAAGAGAUUCCAAAUUGGUGGUAUGCCUGUAUAUUUGUAUCCAUGUUAUUUAUCGCAGUAAUUCUCUGUGACGUAUCCGGGGCUCAUUUACCGUGGUGGGGUUUAAUGAUCGCUGUUAGUAUAGCGUGUUUUAUGGUAUUACCAAUAGGAAUUAUCCAAGCCGUAUCAAAUAAUCAAGUUGGUCUUAACGUUAUCACAGAAAUGAUUUGCGGAUAUAUUUUUCCGGGUCUUCCAAUUGCCAACGUAUAUUUUAAAUGUUAUGGCUAUAUGGCUAUGUAUCAAUGCCUAUCAUUCGUAUCAGAUCUUAAACUUGGUCAUUAUAUGAAAAUUCCACCAAAAGCAAUGUUUACAGCACAAUUGUGGGGCACAGUUGUUGGUGCAUUCGUUAAUUAUUGGAUUUUACAAUUGAUAAUAUACGCCAAACGACCUUUUUUAGAUGGUACAAUGAAAGAUCCAACUGGUCAAUGGACAGGAUAUCGAUCACAAGUUUUUAAUACAGCAUCGAUAGUCUGGGGAUUAAUUGGACCAGAAAGAAAUUUUGGCAGUGUAUCAUUUCCAGAAUGGUGGGGAAAUAAUUUAGAAACUCAGGGUGAAAGAUGUUUUGAAUCGUCAACGUCUUCAUAA